Limanda limanda (common dab) is the source of this 5043-nucleotide messenger RNA. RefSeq names its product lysine (K)-specific demethylase 7Aa (gene kdm7aa). NCBI's taxonomy places the organism in Eukaryota, Metazoa, Chordata, Actinopteri, Pleuronectiformes, Pleuronectidae. The record is from RefSeq and is a predicted model, not a curated record. The transcript has 18 exons. Gene Ontology annotation, biological process: protein demethylation; regulation of transcription by RNA polymerase II. The coding region runs from base 1 to 2598 and encodes 865 amino acids. Gene Ontology annotation, molecular function: transcription coregulator activity; histone demethylase activity.
AUGGCGGCGGCCCCGCUGUACUGUGUCUGCCGGCAGCCCUACGAUGUGAGCCGGUUUAUGAUCGAGUGCGACAUCUGCAAAGACUGGUUCCACGGCAGCUGCGUGCAGGUAGAAGAGCAUCAUGCCGUGGACAUCGAUGUUUACCACUGUCCCAACUGUGAUGCCGUAAACGGACCCUCCCUGAUGAAAAGGCGAAACAACUGGCACAGGCACGAUUACACAGAGGCCGACAAUGGAUCGAAGCCUGUUCAAGCUGGCACCCCAGUGUUCGUCAAGGACCUGCAGAACAGAGCCUUUGCCAGCGGUGAUGAGAUUCUGAUGCGGAUGAAAGGCGAGCAAGUGACGCCCAGGUACCUGGAGAGACACGGCUUCAACUACCCCAUCCAGGUCACCGAGAUGGAGGGUCUGGGACUCAAACUCCCGGCCCCUGCUUUCUCUGUCAAAGACGUGGAGCAGUAUGUGGGCACCAACAAAGUCAUUGAUGUGAUAGACGUGGCUCGGCAGGCGGACAGCAAGAUGAAGCUCGGCGAGUUCAUCAAGUAUUUCACCAAGUCCCAACGACUCAAGGUGCUCAACCUCAUCAGCCUGGAGUUCUCUGACUCUAAGAUGUCUGAGUUGGUGGAGGUUCCCGACGUGGCUCAGCAAAUGUCCUGGGUUGAGAACUACUGGCCGGAGGAUUCCUUUUUCCCCAAGCCCUUUGUCCAGAAGUACUGCCUUAUGGGGGUCAAGGACAGCUACACAGAUUUCCACAUAGACUUCGGAGGCACCUCCGUCUGGUACCAUGUUCUCUGGGGUGAAAAGAUCUUCUACUUGAUCAAGCCCACUCCUGCCAACCUUGCACUAUAUGAGGCAUGGAGCUCCUCGCCCAAUCAGAGUGAAGUGUUCUUUGGGGACAAAGUGGAGAAGUGCUACAAGUGCGUCGUCACCCAAGGAACCACCCUGCUCAUCCCUACAGGAUGGAUCCAUGCUGUUCUCACAUCUCAGGAUUGCAUGGCGUUUGGAGGGAACUUCCUUCAUAACCUCAAUAUUGGCAUGCAGCUCAGGUGUUAUGAAAUGGAGCGUCGGCUGAAAACGCCAGACCUCUUUAAGUUUCCGUACUUUGAGGCCAUCUGCUGGUACGUGGCCAAGAACCUGCUGGAAAUGCUCAAAGAGCUCCGUGAGGACAACUGUCCACCAUCAACCUACCUGGUGGAGGGAGUCAAGGCUUUAAUCAGUGCACUGAAGACCUGGUUGAAAAGAGAGGAGACUGAACCCAACAGUGAGGUACCGGAUAAUAUCAGGCCCAACCAUCUCAUUAAAGAGCUGACCAAGGAAAUCCGCUUCUUGGAGGAGGAACCAGUCAGUGUUAGCAAGCCAGUGAAAUCUCAGGGAAGCGGGUGCGGUCCAGCAUCGGGAUCGAACGCCUGCCCGGCCACUCGGUCCACGCUGGAGAAGGUGAGCCAGGCGCGGCGGGCGCGGCGAGCUGCCAGGCGGCUGAGGGAGCAGCAGCGGGAGGCGCCCAAAGUGCCCUCCAACCUGGACAUCUUAGAGCAGCACACCAGGGAGGUGCUGAGGAGGCUGGAGGUGGGGCCGCUCGAUGAGGAUCCAGCGUUCUGUGCCAAGGUUCAUGGGAAGCUCAACAAAGUGUCGACGGCAUCGGCCAUUGCUGCGGCUGCGGAGUCGUUAGAGGACAACCACCUCCGGCUGAUGCUGGUCAACGGCAGAAUCAUCAGCAGAGACAUGAGGCGACCAGGCAGCAGCCCGGUGAAGACGGAGGAUGAACGGUCAUCUGUUGGCCAGUGUCCACCAAAGAGUUGUGUGGAUGUGAAGUCGGAGUGGACGCAGGAGGAGCACAGCACAGUCGACAGGCCCUCACUUCUCGCAGGUCUGGAACGGGUGAAGACUGAACUCAGGGAAGAAGUCUCAGGAGACUCGAGUGUUUCAGAUGUGGAGUCAGACAGUGACUCUCCCACAGAGCGUAAAGCAUCAUCGUCGUCAUCAUCAUCGUCGUCCUCGUCUGAUGGAGAUUCAGAAAGCUCCCCGGAGGAGGAAGAGGAGGAGACGGGCUCAUCUCAGCAGAAAGGCUCAGGGCACGUCAUCGAGCUGGACCCGUCAGGCCACAAACUCAGGCACAAACACAAACCACUCAAACGAGACCGUCCUACCUCACCCAGCACAGAAGAGGCCAUUCAGGGGAUGCUGUCCAUGGCUGGCCUGCUGUGCUCCCCCAAGCCGGAGAAGGGGGCCUCGUCCCAGGAGCCCUGGUGGUCCAGCCCGAGCUCGCGGAUGGAGCCGAGGGAGCCGGGGCAGCACCAGCGCCUCCUGCAGGGGGACAAGAGCCCGAUGGACAGCCAGGGCAACAGCAGCAGCGAGGCCUGGGACAAUCAGGGGCUCCCCAGCCCCCCCAGUCAGAGCCACGCCCCCAGUCCAGAGACGGACUUCCAGUACUGUGACCCCUCCAUGUCUCCUCCGCUGCACCCUUCCAAGAGACACGCCCCCAACCCCCAACCAAUCAGCAAUCAGGCCACAAAAGGCAAGCGGCCCAAAAAAGGAAUGGCCACAGCCAAGCAGAGACUGGGAAAGAUCCUGAAACUCAACAGGAGUCGUGUGUUUGUGUAAAACUUCAGAAAACAACACAUGUGAAAGAACGAAAAAAGAGGCUGGGGGAUUGUAUUCUCCAUGGAAAAACAAAAAAGAACCAUGUGUGUAUUUGUUACUGGACACUUUUGUGCUGUAGAAAACAUGAGGGGGGGGGCUCGGUGCCUGGAGUUCACCAAGACUCUGCGUAAAAAAAACAAACUCACUGUGCAUGCUUAGGAGACAGGGUAUUGGAUCUGAAACAAGCGAGUGCACGACGUCACUACAAGCACACUAAGAACAAAACAGAACCGAGGAGAAACGAGCAUGUUGUGACGCUUUCUGCUGCAGGGAAAAAAAAAAAAACCCGGCGGACUGAACCUCCCGGGGGCAUUAAGGACUUAAGUCGACCACACGAAGCGACUAAAAGACAUUCGCCGACACAUCUACUGCUUCCGAUGCCAAGAUCCAUUCGCGUCACGUUUGCUAGAACACACCCCCUCUCCGGAGAACCCCCCCCCCCCAGGAUGAUGGAGCCGCAGAGCUUCUUCUUUUGUGUUGCUCUGCGAGGAAAACGAGGUGCUUGAGGAGGAGGUGAACUGAAAUUUCUAAAUGGUGCUUAUUUGUUUGUACUUUUCGCCACUCAUGCUCGUCUCUUCCUGCCCUCCACCGCCUCCCCCUGACCCUCCCCCCUCCCCACUUUUUAUCUCAAUCACACCAGCAAUAAUGACGUAGAGGAGGAAGGUGAGAGGCAGCAUGUCGGCUGCGCACUUCCCUGUUUGUAAAAAGAAAAUAGGUGCAUUACAAACCUUCUCUCAGACCUGCACUGUCUCUGGUGAUUCAUUAGAGAGGGAGUCUCGUCUUUCUGGGUAGUUAUUAAGGGAAGUCGCUCCGAGUGCUGCCUCCUAGUGAAAUAGUUUUGAAUAGGAAUUACGAGUCAUUCGACAGAGAAGCAACUCGCAUGUUAUCCUGCUUAAUUUAUUUCUUGUUUUAUCUGUGAUGUUUUUUUAAACGUGUUAUUUUUAUGGAAUUCUGAAUGAUGUAUUUAUUAAUUGAAAGAGAUGAUUUUAUUUUAUUUCGACCCUGAAACUUCGGCUUAUUCCGAGGUUGUCUUUUUUCUUAACUUUUAUUGUUUUCUUCUUUUCUUUUUUAUCUUUAACAUACUUUUUUGUAAAUGUGGAUGUUUUUAGAGUUCGUGUGAUCAUCUGUCGAGUAGCAGUUUACAUACAGAAUCUUUUUUAUCAUCACAGCUCUUUCUUUUCCCCGCUGCCCGGUCGAGUAGAUCCUGUGUUGAUUCUCGUCUCUUCUUGUUCGGGGUCGAUGUGUGAAUAUAGACAAGUUUUUUGGUUGAGAACAUCGACACCUGAGCUUUUUCCAACUAGUGCCACUUAUCAUUUAGCAAAAAAAAACAAAACAGGAGUAUUCUGAGCCACUGUGGUCGAUCCAAAGUAGUUGAUGUAUUCAGAAGUGAAACUUUGAGGAACUUCAACAGGAUGCGUGAGGUUUUUUAUAUUUUGAAGUAAUACCAGUGCUGAUGUGAUGUGUGAUUUGCUUGAGGUGCGCAGUUCUUCACUCUCAGGGAUUGAUGCCAUGGACAUAACUUUCGAUUAGCCACCAGCCACGUCACAGAGGAAACAGGAUGUUCUCGACUCUUUCAGCUUCUCCUUCUGCUCGGGAGCUGCUGAGCUUUGCUUGUUUUGACAAAGAAGACUUCAUGGUUUUCUAGUUGUGAGGAUGAGCCAUCAGUCAUUACUUCUGUUCACAUGAAUUUGGUUCUGUCCCCUCGCUCUGUGUUUCUCUGUGUGACACUUUGACUCUAAAAUACUUUCCGCGCAUGUAAAUGCCAUCGAACUGUUGCCAAGUAGCUUUACCUCAUUUAACAGCGUGAGACUUUUGAAAGCUUUGCUCAGGUUGAACUUGUUGUGCACGUGAACCAAGUGAAGCAAGUGACUCUUCACUCAGCUCUGAUGGUGUUUCACACAAUCCAAAACAAACUUAUUUCCUCUGCUGUUUUCUGACACUACACUUGAACCUUUCUACAGAAACGGACAUGGAAUCGUAACAUAUACAGUCCUGUGUUUUCCAGUGAUGAUGAGAUAAUUAACUUGAGGUAACAAAUGAACUAUUUAAUUAUCUCUUGAUUAACUUAGCUUUCAUCACAGGAAAAGGGAGGAGACAAGAUGUAUGAUUCCAAUUUGAAGGUUUCUGUUCCUGCACUCUUUGCAUGUUAAGUAAUUUUUAAAAACACGAGCUGGCCCGCAGGCAGGGUUUCUUCUCAGCUGUAGUUUUCAUCGCACAGGAUCUGUCCUCUUCUUUUAGCUUUUAUAUGCAGCUCUCUCUCUUGGCAUUUGUGUUUGUGCGUUGGUUUUUUCCAGAUUUGAAUGGCUUAUGAUUUAAAAUAUACAAACACUGGCUAACUGUGACACUGUUAAUGCAUUUUUUCCCCUGCAUUUCAAAAAAUGCGUGUAAAUAAAAAUAAUGAAAUUA